Molecule: messenger RNA, 3304 nt
Organism: Frieseomelitta varia
Lineage: Eukaryota; Metazoa; Arthropoda; Insecta; Hymenoptera; Apidae
Gene: mus304
Exons: 14
Coding region: 451-3132 (893 amino acids)
Biological process (GO): DNA repair; DNA damage checkpoint signaling
Source: RefSeq, a predicted model, not a curated record
GUUUCUUCAAUUAAAGUGACAUUGUUUCAGCACGUUUGAAAACUCUUGAGAAGUACUUGUCAUAUACUUUUGACAAAUAACUUUCAAUUGUUUAAAUCAUCAUAACAAUUUCUUAUAACAAACUGAUACGUAAUAUGAAAAACAAGUUUGUUACAUCUUUAUCGAAUUUUCACGUUAUUCUGAUGUUAUUGGUAGAGAUUUUAAAAUAAUCACGGGGUUAGAAUGUAUUAAUACCCAAAAGAAAGAAUUAAUAUUUUACAGUAAUUAUUUCAUUAAAUUAUAUUGUAAGUUGAACAAAAUGUGAUAUAAAUUGUUGUCCCAAAUAACAAUUUUGUUAAUUACGAAUAAAUAAUAUCAUAAAUAAUUUUCAUUGAAUACAAAGAAUUGACAGGAAAGUUUUGUUAAAUGUAUGUUUUGUAUUGCCGAAUAUCGUAGCCUAAACAAAUUAAAAUGUUUAAGCGAAUAGAAAUUAACAGAGAAAAUGAAAACACUAUACCUGCCAAACGGCCAAGAUAUGACAUAAAGAGAGACAGCUUGGUAGGUACUUCUACAAGAGAGUCAAGAAAUAAAAAGUCUGGAAAAUCAGAUGAUGUCUGGGGAGAUGAUUUUGCAGAAGAAGAUAUUGAAGAAAUGGACAUUGUGGCUACUCAGGCUUGUUUGCAGGAUGAUGAUUUCACGAGCCAAUCAACAACAGAUCAAAAACCAUCUACUAGUAAAGCAAUUCCUAAUUUAAAUGGUAAUGCUCAUAAAUUAUCAAAACUUGUAAAUCCAUCACAGUAUAAUAGUCAAGUGAAAGAAGUAGAGAAUUCACAAGAUAUAAGCACCAUAGUUUCUGUCAAUUACACACAGUUCAAGAAUAAAUUAAUGAAUAAGAAAAUAUAUAAUUCUACAUUUAAGCUGGAUGAACAUCCUAUUACAGAAUCAGAAUACCUAAAGGAAUUGGAGAAGUUGAAAGUUGAAAAUCAGAAAUUGUUAAAUGAUUUUAUAACUAAAGAUGGGGAAGCAGUGUUUUUGCGAAAUCAGCUGCAACAAACACAAUUAAGAGCAGAGAAUGAUAGAUUAGAAAAAAGACAAUUUAUUGAAGAACAAGAAAAUCGACAUAGAAUGGAAAUUAAUGCCAUUUGUAAAGAGAAGGAAAAUUUAAAAACGCAACUUGAAUUGCAGACAUUCGAGAUAGGGAAUUUAAUGGAACGUUGUAAAUUGUUAGAGGGUGGAAAUGUUAAAUUCGUAGAACCACAUAUAAAUUUUAAUAUUUCUACAAACAGAAGCAAACUUAAUUCACCAAUGAAUCGGCCAUCAACUACAAAAUCAGUUAAGGUCAAAGAAACUUGCGUACAAACUAAUGUAUUUAAUAAAAGCAGUUAUAUCCUUAAAAUAUGGAAUCCAUAUUUUCCUCUUACAGAAAUACCAAAAUUAAUAUACGAUCCACCGCAAUUAGAGAAAUCUGUGGUUGAUAUUCAAAUUAUAGAAAAAAUUGGAAGGCGAAACUUGCCGAUUUUACAAGAAGAAGACACAUAUAGAAUAUUCGAAAAUCCGGAAUUAGUAAAACCUGUAACAACAGUGAUAGACGAUAAAAAAUUAUCGGUUGAAUUUAUUUUGCCGGAAAUAGCUGCUCUUCAGCGGAAAACGAGUUCAGAACUCGAAGCGGAGAAAACUAUACCAAUAAUGAACAAAUUAGUUUCUACUGCGAGGGAAUUGAUCUUAAAUAUAGUAGUUGUUCUACAAACGAUCUCUCAAGCCAUGAGAAAUGACGACAUUCGAGAUAUGAAUGAUAUUUAUUUUUCUUCCUUGUAUUCGACUUCUGAUUUCAAUGGAAAAUGCAUAUGUUCUGCAAAUGCAUGGCACGAGUGUGAACGUGGUGUCGAAGCUAGAAGAGUGUUUGGCGUGUUGUCAUACGUAACCGUUGAAUCGACUUACCUCAGCAAGUAUAUCGCAGGAAAAACACGUUUGCUUGUAGAAAGGGAUGAAUCUUACAAGAUUUACUCGUGUAAAAUGGUUCGUUAUAAUACCUGGUUAGAACAGGGAUGUGAAUUUGAGAUGCUUAAAAUGAUAUUGCAGUUCGUUGUUUUAGUUGGAUCCACGAGAAGGUCCCAUCAAUUUAGUGGUCUUUUAUGUGCAAUUAUGAUGGUUAUCUACAAUGUUCAUGAAAAAGUUGAAUACUGCUCUGAAGGAAUGGAAUAUAUUUACCAGAUAUUUAAAGAAAUAGUAUUUUGUAGGCCUUUGCCAUAUUGUUACGCGUUAGUCAGUAAUUUAAUGAUGAUUUUUAUGAAAUCAACGACAUAUUUGCGGAAACUCUGUAUUAAUUCAAAAUCAAUGGCGGUGAAGAAUUGGAAGGGUUCUUUACACUUUACUCCAGAUGCUUGUCCGCUGCAAAUUUUUUUAGUACAAUUGGAAAACUAUCAUUUCGAUCUAUUAACCGCAGUGGAUAUUACAGACGUAUUAUUACAAUUUGUACAGUACAUACUGCAAACAGAUGUUAUUCCUUUGAGGUCUGAAACCUUGAAUUCUUGCAAUUGUUGCAUGAAAUUACUGAGGUUCACCAUUAAAACGCUGUGCAAAUGUACCGAGACAAAUUUAACUACGAUUGAGAAUUUUAAUUCGAUUGAUUUUCCUAUGCCAAAGGAAGAUUUUUGCAUCUUAAAUGCCAUUUGUGCCAAACAUUCGUUGUUCAACACAAGACCAAGUAAAUUGUGCAUACACGAGAUAUACAAAGAUAAAUUCUCAGACGAGAACAAUUGGUCGAUUAUGAAAAAAAGGCAAUCAAAGGUAUUGAGAGAUGGAAUUAGGUUCUUGUCUCACGUAGCCAUAUGUGACCCAGAUUUUAUAAUUCGAUUGUCAGAUAUUGAAGAUUCAUUUCAUUUAUUCAUGAGGAAUUUAAGUGCCUUCAAGAAUUUUGUCUUCCACGAAAACGAACAAGAGGCCAUGAAUCGAAUAAAACAGACAUUUAUUUUGGAUAGAACACAGCUGCCUGAAAUGGAGCAAUUAGGAGUAGGCAACUCUAAAAAGGAGUUGGAUAUAUUAUCAAAUUUCAAAACAUCGUUCGUACAAUCACUAUCUGCGAGGCCCAAAAAGAACGAAAAUCAUAAUAAAUUUCUGGUCACGAUUAAAUCACUCUUUAGUAAUAGAUCUUAGUCAUGAGAAAUCUCAAUGUUAUUUUAAUUAACACAAUAAUAAAACCGAAGACUGAAAGUAUUCGAAUUCCGAAGCCAUUGAUUGUACAUAUUGUUUUAUAAUUUGUAUAAUUUGUAUAAUAUGAUACAUAUUAUUUUAUAAUUUGUAUAUUGUUCUAAAUAUUGCUUUAAAA